Molecule: messenger RNA, 6379 nt
Organism: Mya arenaria
Lineage: Eukaryota; Metazoa; Mollusca; Bivalvia; Myida; Myidae
Exons: 14
Coding region: 94-2289 (731 amino acids)
Biological process (GO): carbohydrate metabolic process
Source: RefSeq, a predicted model, not a curated record
CUGAAUUCUUUAUUAAAAAUGACCUUGACCUUUUAAAUUUGUUUUGUAAACAAGGAACUGUAUAAAGGAACUGAGAUAAACUGAGACUACGUCAUGAAAUUGCAGCUCUUUGUCAUUAUUGCUGGUUUGGUAUGUGCAGUAAGCUGUAGCCAUUUCAGUGCCAAAGAACUAGAGAAAAAAGAAGAUGAUCCCAUUAAAGAUGUUCACCUUAUCUUUAUGAACCAUCUGGAUGUGGGUUAUUCCUUCAACAAUAAACCAGGCCAUGUGUUGACUGUGAUCAACGCAUAUUUCCAAGAGUAUUUUCCCCGUGCUGUUAAAACAGCCCUGGAUCUGUAUGCCCUUGGAUAUGUGGAACGUUUCAUCUACACGACACAUCCCUGGUUGGUCAGUUUGUAUCUAGACUGCCCACCAAAUGUUGUCUUGUCUGGGAUUAAGCUACAGUGCCCCGAUGAAAAGAGCAAGGAGAGCUUCACAGAUGUGGUAAAGGUUGGCUUCAUAACUUGGCAUGCUGGUCCAAUGAACAUGGAGUAUGAAAUGAUGGAUGAAUCAAUGCUAGAGUUUGCUAUGCAGCUUAGUAUGGACCUGGAUGCAAGGUUUGGGUUCCAAAGGAAACACAGAACUGUUAGUCAGAGAGAUGUGCCAGGAACGACAAAAGCUAUCAUCCCAAUCCUGAAUAAGUUAGGAAUACAUGCCAUGUCCAUAGGGGUUAAUGGAGCCACAGCACCUGCAGAUGUUCCGCCAGUGUUUCUCUGGAAAAAUGGAAAUAGUUCUCUGAUAACGCUGUACCAUCCAGGUGGAUACCCUGCUGGUUAUGGCCCCUCCCCGUUCAGACCAGGGGGCUUGUCCAGAAAGGACUGCGCUGUAGUUAAGGGUCUCAGCCAUGCAUUGUGUUUUGCAUUCAGAAGUGACAACCAAGGACCACCUCAGGAUUAUAAGGAGGUACUAACAGUAUAUGAAAUAGCCCGAGCCCAGUUUCCGAAUGCCCGCGUCCAUGCCUCUACAUUUGAAAACUUCACUUCCCUCUUAGUACCGUUUGCCUCCCAGUUGCCCAUUGUUACCAAGGAGAUAGGCGAUGUCUGGAUUCAGGGGUCGGGGUCUGACCCUCGGAAAACUGCAGAAAUGAGAGCAAUGUAUCGGGCGCGCUCUUUGUGUAUGGAAGAAGGCAAGUGUAAGCUGUCAGACCCCAGAGUGUACAACGCCAGCAGGUUCAUGCUGAAACAUUCCGAGCACACCUGGGGAUCGGCAGGCAACAGCGUGGACAACAUCAACUGGGAUAACUCCAGAUUCUACAAGAUACUCAACACCCCAAAUAAUAUUUACAAAAAUGCAACGUUAUUUUGGGAUGAACAACGGAACUUCACCAAUCUUGCCCUGGAGGCUCUCGGAAACCACACACUCGCCAACAUGAUAAGAGAAGAGUUCCAACAAUUGAGACCUGAGAUUCCGGAAACAAGAAGUUUUAAGACUGGAACCCCCAACUCUGACUACACAUGUGGAUCAUACGUCCUGAGGUUUAACAGCCAGGGGGUGCUGUCCAGGCUCAAAGAUUCGGCAGGCAGGGAAUGGGCAUCAGAUGAAUUUCCCAUGGGUCAGUUUGUUUACCACACAUACAGCGCUAAUGAUUUCCAGGAAUUUUUCAACGCCACAACGCCUUAUAGUAAAGAUUUCUUUCUUGGUAUUGGUAAACCGAACAUGUCAAAGAAUGCACAGCCUAUCAGCAACUACUGGGAAACGCAGAUGGACUCAUUGCUGGUUAAUGAGGGAAUUAUAAUAGCCUCGUUGUCAAUGGUGAACAAUGUGACGAGAACAUACUAUGGUGCCCCAGCAAAGAUCUCCUUACAGUAUAACUGUCUCGAUGGUAUCUGGGUGACUGUACAAUGGUUCGGUAAGGUACCAACUCGCCUACCGGAGGAUCUGACAUUCGUGUUCACGCCUGCUCCUCAGACGGGCCUGACUUGGCGACUAAACAAAAUUGAAGACAUGAUUGACCCACUAGAUGUUGUUACAAAUGGCAGUCAGAGACUUCAUGCCAUCAACAGAGGAGUAUUCUAUACAGACCCCUUUCUUCAUGGUCUGGAGAUUACGUCCCUUGAUUCUGCCGUCGUCAACAUCCUAACUGAUCAGCAGUAUGUUUCCAUGAUUCCUGUACCCCUUAAACCCAUAAGCAGUGUGCAGGGCGUCGCCUUUAACUUGUACAACAAUGUAUGGGAGACCAAUUAUAUAUUCUGGUACCCGUACUGCAAAGAGGAUAUAGACCAAAAAUUCCGGUUUUACUUGAAUUUUAUGUGAUGUAUUUGUGAUAUAUGUUCACCUGAUAUCAUGUGCAAUUCAUGUGAUACAAUGAAUAUUUGUGAUACUUUUUGUCUACCACUUUGGAGUCUAAGCCAUAUGGCUGAAACGAUGAUCAAAUACUGUCAAAAAUGGAUUAUUUACGACUGAUGUGGAUGGUAUUCGAUUUCCUAAUAUCAGAUUUACAAUUUAUAUAUUCUCUAAUCAUUGAACAAUAUUGUAGAACAUCAAUAUUUCAUGUUUGAUACAUGUAUGAAGCUUAAAACUGCAUACUUAUCGGUAAAAGUUGCGUCUAAAUACAAAGCACUUAGCGUCGUUUUUCAUGUACAUUUGUUAUCCCCCGCCGAAUCAAAGGUUUCGGGAGGGGGAUAUUGUUUUGGCAAUGUCUGUCCGUCCGUCCUUCAGUCCGUCCGGUACCAUAUCUUGGUAUGUAUUGAUCAGAAAAUAUUCAAACUUGGUCAGAAUGUUUCCAUUGAUUAAAUCUCGACCACUUGUAAAAGUGGGUCACAUGGGGUCAAAAACUAGGUCACUAGGUCAAAUCUUAGAAAAAUCUUUGGAACAAACUAGAGGCAUUAUACAUGGUCAAAUAUUCAUGAAACUUUAUCAAAAUGUUUUCUUGGAUGAAUUCUUGAAAGUAUAUAAAACUGGGUCACAUAUGAUCGAAAAUUAGGUCACUAGGUCAAAUCUUAGAAAAAUCUUGUCAGGAACCAUAUCAUGGUAAUGAUUUGUGAGAUAAUGUUUAAACUUGGUCAGGAUGUACCACUUGAUGAAAUAUGGGCCGCUUGUAAAAGUGGGUCACAUGGGGUCAAAAACUAGGUCACUAGCUCAAAUCUAUGGAACACAUUAGAGGCAUUAUGUAUGGUCUAAUAUUCAUAAAACGUGAUCAGAAUGUUUUCCUUGAUGAACUCUUUGACAUGUUUAAAACUGGGUCACAUGUGAUAAAAAAAAUAGAAAACUGGGUCACAUGUGAUAACAAAUUAGGUCACUAGGUCAACCUCUUCCUACAAUAUAAUGGCUUCAAGCAGUACAUUACAGGUCCUACCCACAGCCUUGGAGAUACACGAUUUUCUAGUUAAUACAGUGGUUUGGUAAGAUUCGAAAAACACAUAAGGUGUUGUUGUUGCCUUGUUUCAUUAAUGUUGUCGACGUAAAACUAGUAAUCAUAGUAAUAUCUAAAACGUGUUCAAGAUAUUCAAAUGAAACAUGGUAAACAUGUUGCCAGAGACAUUGCCACAUAACUCUAGCUUUCAUAAUUUUCACUUUUCAUAAUUGUUGGCGUUUACUCAAUGCCGUUCUUUUUUACAUUUAAAUCAUUUAUUAUUUCCAAUCUGCUGUGCAUUGCAAUCUAUUUAAUAUGUGAUGAAAUCAACAUUUCAUAUAAAUACGGCACGUACUAAUAUGGCUUUAUAAAUGUUUUGUUUGUUUGUUGGAAGUGUGAUCUUAUAAAAAGUUGUAUUAUUAACUCAAUGUUAGGAAUACUUUACAUGUUUGUAUUCUUUAGUUUUUAGUAAUGUUCAGAUUGAGUCAAUAUCCAGCUUAUCAUUGAAGAUCUGAGAAUGGAAACAGAACGCUUUUGCUUUAAUAUAACUUUAUUUUUUCUAGUUUGGCUGUCUGUAAAAAAUGCUCACCGACAACAAUUGUUUUUAGGAGUAUUUAAGUCUUAAGACUCAUUAAGAAAUAAAGGCCAAGAACAAGCAAUGUUCAUCUGUGUAGGAAUGUUUAGAAGAUUACAUCAAUCCAAAUCUUAUUUGUUGCUAUGCGAUUUGAGUUUGACUAUUUUUCGAACAAAAAAUGACGAGGUAUUGUCAAAUCGUUGUUGCCGUUGGCAUUAUCGCCGUUGGCCAUUACUAAACAAUAUAUUUUAUGAUAUUCAAACGAAUGCAAAAGUGAUUCCAACAUGUACAGUUAGGCCCAUAACUUUCGCCUUAAUAUUAGUCGAGUGUUAAACUGAAGAAAAGGGUGAGUGUUGUUGUCUGCUCUGUGGUACUUUGUUUUCUUUCCAAUUUAGUAUAUACUGAUUUAUUUUAGCUCGAUUGUGGCUUAUUGCAACACCAUCGAGUCUGUUUACUGGGCACAAACCAGUACUAUGUCCUUUUUGAGAGGCAAUGAGAAAGUACCCGUAGUGGUAAUUGAACACAGGAUGUGUUGGGUGAAAGGCGGUUACCUUUACGGCUACACCACUCUCACACCCUUUUCAUUUCAACAGAAAACAGUAAAUCUACAAUGAGAUAUCACUAAACAGAAUGAGUAAUAAAAUUACAUGUUGGUGAAUGAAAAUAUUAAAAUGAAGUUUAACACACUUUCUUUAAUAUUUCCAGGAACAAUCCUAUUUUGAUGCAUUAAGUAUAAAACGAUAUUUUUGAAAGGGCUAUUGGCUCUGAAUAAUCAGGCAUUUCAUCAGAUGCGUAAACAGCUGUCUCAUUAAUUGUAUAUUAUAUAUGGCAACGAAAUCCCCAUUUUCUUUACGUAGUAUUAAAUACGUUUUCAAGGAGUAUUCAGUACCGGAAAGAGUUGUAAGCAGAUUGAAAGAAAUUAUCAGAGUAUUUUGUAUUCUUUUUUUAUGCCCCCGAAGGUGGGCAUAUUAAAAUCGCACCGUCCGUCCGUCCGUCCGGCUCUGUAACUUUCCCUUGUAUGGACAGAUUUUAAAAUAACUUGCCACAUGUAUUCCACAUACCAAGACGACGUGUGGCGUGCAAGACUCGUGUCCCUAUCUCAAAGGUCAAGGUCACACUUAGUGUUUUUUCACAAUGGAGUGCUGCAUAUAAGGACAUAGAGUAUAGGUUGUCGUGUCCGGGCUGUAACUUUCUCUUGUAUGGACAGAUUUUAAAAUAACUUGCCACAUGUGUACCACAUACCAAGACAACGUGUCGCGUGCAAGACCCGUGUCCCUACCUCAAAGGUCAAGGUCACACUUAGUGUUUAUUCACCAUAGAGUGCUGCAUAUAAGCAUAGAGUAUAGGUUGUCGUGUCCGGGCUGUAACUUUUCCUUGUAUGGACAGAUUUUAAAAUAACUUGCCACAUGUGUUCCACAUACCAAGACGACGUGUCGCGUGCAAGAACCGUGUCCCUACCUCAAAGGUCAAGGUCACACUUAGUGUUUAUUCACAAUGGAGUGCUGCAUAUAAGGACAUAGAGUAUAGGUUGUCGUGUGUGGGCUGUAACUUUCUCUUGAAUGGUCAGAUUUUAAAAUAACUUGCCACAUGUGUUCCACAUACCAAGACGACGUGUCGCCUGCAAGACCCGUGUCCCUACCUCAAAGGUCAAGGUCACACUUAGUGUUUAUUCACAAUGGAGUGCUGCAUAUAAGGAUAUAGGGUAUAGGUUGUCGUGUCCGGGCUGUAACUUUCCCUUGCAUGGACAGAUUUUAAAAUAACUUGCCACAUGUGUUCCACAUACCAAGACGACGUGUCGCGUGCAAGACCCGUGUCCCUACCUCAAAGGUCAAGGUCACACUUAGUGUUUAUUCACAAUGGAGUGCUGCAUACAAGGACAUAGGGUAUAGGUUGUCGUGUCUGGGCUGUAACUUUCCCUUGUAAGGACAGAUUUUAAAAUAACUUGCUACAUGUGUUCCACAUACGAAGACGACGUGUCCUGUGCAAGACCCAUGUCCCUACCUCUAAGGUGAAAGAUACACUAAGUGUUUAUUCACAAGGGAAUUCUGAAUAUAAGGACAUAACAGUGUAGGUUGUCAAGUAUGGGUGGUAUUUUUUAUGUUCAGAGGAAAUUUAAAAUAACUUGCCAUAAGUAUUUGACACAUAAAGGCAAGAUCAACUUUUCAUGUACUGACCUUGUUCGUAGGUCAAUGUCACAUUCGGGGGCAUUCGUCACAUACUGUGACAGCUCUUUCUUUUUUUUUGCGGGGGGGGGGGGCGGCAGGAAGUCACCUUCAUUUGUGUAUGGAUUAUAGUACAGUGCCCAAUUAUAUGAACUUGUUUAAAGACUUGAAAGUCACUUGUAGUGUAUGUACAGGUUUAAAUAAAUUAUUUAAUGUUCAUUAUGGAUGCAUUCCAUUUUUGUACUGUUUUUCACAAUAUUAUUUGAAUUUUUAAACAAUUUAAUUCAAAUGCAUUUAUUAAAGUUACAAAAUAUA